AGAAAUAAGAAAAAAGCUCAUGCUAUUUAUCAACGUCAGCCUCUCAUCGUUUACGUGAAGAUGACCCAGUCGCAAUCGAACAUCUCCCAGUUGAAAGAUUUCUUGUCUUAUUUAGUAACCGUUAAAGGUGACCUUUCAAAUAUCACCGCUCCGCCCUUCACCCUUUCACCCAAGUCGGUAGUAGAGAUACCGGCCUCUUGGGCUGAGCGUCAUGAUUUAUUUGUGCAGCCAGCACAGGAGAAGGACCCUGCGAGACGUUCUCUUUUAGUUCUCAAGAACUUCCUCUGUAGUCUUAAGCGCCAGGUCUAUACGGCGACCGCUUCUAAAGAGUGUUCCGACGGCGACUGCGGCGACUGCGGCGACGACCAAGUCAAGAAACCGCUUAAUGCGUUUCUAGGCGAACUCUUCCUAGGCACUUUCGAAGGGGACGACGGAAGCACGACGAGAUUGAUAUGUGAGCAAGUAUCACAUCAUCCACCAGUGACGGCCUGCUGCCUAUAUAACGAAGUCCACGGCAUCUCAUCUUCGGGCUACGUAGCACAAGAGAUAACUUUUAAUCCCGCUUCGGGUGUCCGGGUGAAGCAAAUUGGACACGCGAUCAUCCGUGAUGAAGCUCACGGCGAAAGCCAUCUAAUGACGCUGCCGACCAUAGUGAUAAAGGGGUUAGUAGUCGGGCGGCCGUACCCUGAACUAGAAGGCACCUGUUACAUAUCAUCAAGCUCGGGAUACCUCGCAACUAUUGAUUUCCAAGGUAAGGGCCUACUAGGAUCUGGAAAGAAGAAUAGCGUGCAUGCCGAGAUUUCUAAUGUUCGGGACGAGGGCAGGAUGAUGUUCGAAGUCACUGGUCAAUGGAACGACCGACUUACGAUCAUAGAUAGUACGAAUGGGAAACAAAUCGAUGAUUUCUACGUCGACGACGUGUCUCUCACGGAGCUUCAAACCAAACCCCUCGAAGAGCAAAGCUCCUGGGAAUCGAGAAAAGCGUGGGACAAGGUGGCGGAAGGGAUCGGUGCCGGAAGUAUGCAUGUCGUUGGCGACGAGAAGAGUGCGAUCGAAAAUGCACAGCGGGAGAUGCGUGCAGCCGAGGAAAGCACUGGCGUCGAAUGGCCGAGACUAUUCUUCCAGAAUCCGGACGAUGACAAGGAGUUUGCCCUCUUAGCUAAGACUAUUCCAGAUCAGACGGCCAGGAAUCUUAACCAAGAGAGGACGGCCGGGGUAUGGAAGUUCAUCGGGGUCGGCGCAGCUGAGGCUCUGCUCUCGGAUGGAAUCUUUCACAGGUCGUUGGCACCAACGGGACAAACAGAAGAUUGUUGAUCCCAGGAUCGGAAUUGUGGACGAGAAGGUAUUCCGGGCAAUACUAUUUGAUACUACGAUGUACUAUACAUGGACUUGUAAUUCAAGACUUCCACCUC
Daldinia decipiens is the source of this 1412-nucleotide messenger RNA. Its product is annotated as Oxysterol-binding protein. The record is from RefSeq and is a predicted model, not a curated record. Gene Ontology annotation, biological process: maintenance of cell polarity; endocytosis; piecemeal microautophagy of the nucleus. The coding region runs from base 61 to 1314 and encodes 417 amino acids. Gene Ontology annotation, cellular component: cytosol; membrane; intracellular membrane-bounded organelle. Lineage: Eukaryota; Fungi; Ascomycota; Sordariomycetes; Xylariales; Hypoxylaceae. Gene Ontology annotation, molecular function: oxysterol binding. The transcript has a single exon.